AUGUCGGUCUUGGGGGGAAUCCCCUCCACGGAUACGCAGCAUCAGCAGCGUCUGACAACCGGUGAAUCAAGACAACACUAUGCUUCAUCUACUACACUCCACAAUGAUGCAAAAGAAGAGAAGGAGGCUGAGGGUGAUAUGGAGGGCGAAGUCGAAGAGAUGGUGAGGCAACUCACCCGCCACUCAACUCAUUUCUCCCAGGCCAAUACAUCCAAUCCAUUCUUUGAAGAGAACAAGGAAACCACCUGGCACCCCGACAGUCCUAAUUUCAGGACAAAAGACUGGAUCCGGGCCUUGAUCGCGGCUCAAUCGCAAGACCCGGAUCGAUUCCUUUCACGUUCCGCUGGUGUGGCGUUCAAGAAGCUCUCCGUGCAUGGUUUUGGAAGUCCCACCGACUACCAAAAGGACGUUUUCAAUAUUCUCCUGACUAUCGGCGGUCUCUUUCGUGGCCUUGUCGGAAGUGAUAAACAAAAGGUUCAGAUUCUCAAUAACUUCAAUGGACUUGUCAAAAGUGGAGAAAUGCUGGUGGUUUUAGGUCGUCCUGGAAGUGGUUGCUCAACACUUCUCAAAACAAUUUCCGGAGAGAUGAACGGUAUCUUUGUCGAUGACCAGAGCUAUUUGAAUUACCAAGGAAUUUCGGCCCCGAUUAUGCAGAAGCAGUUCAAGGGAGAGGCGAUUUUCAGUGCUGAGAAUGAUGUUCAUUUCCCUCAACUCACGGUCGGUGAUACUUUGACAUUCGCUGCCAUGGCACGUACACCACGCACGCGUUUCCCCGACUUGACGAGAAAGCAAUACGCUGAGCAUCUUCGUGAUGUUGUCAUGGCCAUGCUAGGACUUCGGCAUACAUUCAACACUAAAGUUGGCAACGACUAUGUGCGUGGUGUCAGUGGAGGUGAACGCAAGCGUGUUAGUAUUGCGGAGGCCAUCCUCAGUGGAGCCCCCCUUCAGUGCUGGGACAACAGUACGCGAGGUCUGGACAGUGCCAACGCAUUAGAAUUCUGCAAGAACUUGCGUUUGAUGAGCGAUUACGCAGGCACUACAGCCUGCGUGGCCAUUUACCAGGCUUCGCAGAGUGCUUACGAUGUCUUCGACAAGGUCGUUGUUCUCUAUGAAGGCCAGCAAAUCUACUUCGGCCCGACUAGUGAAGCCCGUGACUUCUUUACCACCAUGGGCUUCGAUUGCCCGUCGCGCCAAACCACUGCCGACUUCCUCACCUCCCUGACCAGUCCGGCCGAGCGCAGAGUGAAGCCAGGCUACGAAGCAAGAGUGCCCCGGACACCACAGGAGUUUGCGCAGCGCUGGCAGAAUAGCCCAGAGUGUGCCCGUCUCCUUCAGGAGAUUGAUGCUUUUGACAAGGAAUACCCCAUCGGUGGUGAGUCUUUGACUACUUUCAAAGAAGCUCGUCGCCAGAUGCAGUCAAAGCAACAGCGCAUUAAGUCUCCCUACACGCUCUCUAUUGUCGAGCAGAUCAAUCUCAACCUGGUCCGUGGUUUCCAGCGUCUUAAGGCUGAUAUGACUCUAUUUUACUCGGCUCUUUUUGGAAAUUUUUUCAUCUCUCUCAUCCUGGGAAGUGUGUUCUACAACCUUGCAGCUGACACGGCCAGCUUCUACUCGCGAGAAGUUCUGCUUUUCUAUGCCGUUUUGCUCGCUGCGUUUGCUAGUGCACUGGAGAUUUUGACCCUUUAUGCUCAACGACCCAUUGUGGAAAAACAAUCCCGAUAUGCCUUUUAUCACCCUUUCACGGAAGCUGUUGCGUCCAUGUUGUGCGAUCUACCGUAUAAAUUCGCGAAUUCCGUGUCAUUCAACCUUCCAAUCUACUUCAUGGCCAAUUUGAAACGUGAGCCGGGUGCCUUUUUCAUCUUUUGGCUCUUUUCGAUCGUGACAACAUUGACCAUGUCAAUGGUCUUCCGAACAUUUGGUGCAGCAUCGCGUUCGCUGGCUCAAGCUCUGGUCCCUGCUGCUCUACUCAUUCUGGGUCUCGUUAUCUACACAGGUUUCAUCAUUCCUACUAAAGGCAUGCUGGGCUGGUCUCGCUGGAUGAAUUACAUCGAUCCAAUUGCUUAUUCAUUUGAAAGCAUGAUGGUCAAUGAAUUCCGCAACCGAGAGUUCCCUUGCGCGGCCUUCGUUCCUUCUGGAGAAGGAUACGAAAACGUGGAUAUCAGCAAUACUAUUUGCAGCACUGUCUCAUCCAGCGCCGGAGAAGAAUACGUCAGCGGAGAUGCCUACAUUGAGACUGCGUAUGCUUAUACCAACGACCAUCUCUGGCGUAAUCUGGGUAUCGUCAUCGCCUUCAUGAUCUUCUUCAUGUUCGUUUAUCUCAUUGCGACUGAAUAUAUUACCGAAGCUGCCUCCAAGGGUGAAGUCCUUCUUUUCCGUCGGGGCAUUCAGCCAAAGGCCCAGGCCGGCGAUGCUGAGACCACCGCAGACGCAACCUACCGAGCGGAAGAGAAGGCGGAGGGUACUGAAGCUAAUAUUCAAAGACAGACUGCCAUUUUUCAGUGGCAAGAUCUUUGCUACGAUAUCAAGAUCAAAACCGAGGAGCGUCGUAUCCUUGAUCAUGUGAAUGGAUGGGUUAAGCCCGGUACAGCAACCGCAUUGAUGGGUGUUUCUGGUGCAGGAAAGACUACACUGCUUGAUGUUCUUGCAACCCGUGUGACUAUGGGCGUUGUAACUGGCGAUGUCCUGGUUGAUGGCCGCCCUCGAGACGACUCAUUCCAGCGCAAGACCGGCUACGUUCAACAGCAAGAUGUUCAUUUGCCUACUACCACGGUGCGUGAGGCUUUGAAUUUCAGUGCCUUGCUCAGACAACCAGCACAUCUUAGUCGGAAAGAAAAGCUCGACUACGUUGACGAGGUCUUGGAACUGCUUGGUAUGCAGACAUACGCUGAAGCAGUCGUCGGUGUUCCAGGUGAAGGAUUGAAUGUUGAGCAGCGUAAGCGCUUGACUAUUGCCGUGGAACUGGUUGCCAAACCUCAGCUAUUGCUUUUUCUCGAUGAGCCUACGUCUGGUUUGGACAGUCAAACUUCUUGGUCCAUUCUCGAUCUAAUUGAAACUUUGACCAAGCAUGGCCAGGCCAUUCUGUGUACCAUUCAUCAACCUUCUGCCAUGCUUUUCCAGCGAUUUGACAGACUGUUGUUCCUCGCUAAAGGUGGCCGGACUGUCUACUUCGGUAAGAUCGGCGACAACUCUUCAAUCUUGGCAGACUAUUUCAUGCGCAAUGGUGGUCAUGCUCUAAGUGAGGGCGAAAACCCGGCAGAGUGGAUGCUUGAUGUUAUUGGAGCUGCUCCUGGAUCCCACAGUGAUAUCGAUUGGCCUGAGACUUGGAACAACAGUGCUGAAAAGCAGGCUGUUCUUGACCACUUGGCUGAAUUGAAGUCUACUCUUUCUCAGAAGCAACCAGAAGAUAAUGCUGAUACGGAGCACCGUGAAUUCGCAUCUUCGACAAAAGAUCAGCUUGUGCAGUGUCUAUCUCGAGUCUUCUCCCAAUACUGGCGUACUCCUGCCUACAUCUGGUCCAAGCUUGUUCUCUCGAUUCUUACGGCCCUUUACAACGGAUUCUCUUUCUUCCACGCAAAAAAUACCCAGCAAGGACUGCAGAACCAGAUGUUCAGUAUUUUCAUGCUCAUGACCAUCUUUGGAAACCUUGUUCAACAGAUUAUGCCCAACUUUAUUAUUCAACGAUCCAUCUUUGAAGUUCGUGAACGCCCAUCCAAGAUGUACUCGUGGAAAGUGUUCAUGGCCUCAAAUAUUAUCGUUGAGCUACCUUGGAACUUCCUGGUUGCAGUCUUGAUGUUCUUCUGCUGGUACUACCCGGUUGGCUUAUAUGCAAACGCCGAACCGACUGAUGCUGUGCAUGAGCGCGGUGCACUUAUGUUCCUGUUCCUACUAGUUUUCCUUUGGUUUACGUCAACAUUCACGAACAUGGUCAUUGCAGGAGUGGAGACUGCGGAAACUGGAGGCAACAUUGCCAAUUUGCUUUUCGCUCUUCUGCUUCUGUUCUGCGGUGUCGUCGCUACCCCAGAUGAGAUGCCCGGAUUCUGGAUCUUCAUGUAUCGGGUCUCCCCAUUCACCUAUCUGGUAUCAGGAAUGUUGUCGACUGCCGUCAGUGGUACGGAUGUUACGUGCAGCACCGACGAAAUCCUUACCUUCAACCCUCCGGGCUCUCAAACCUGCUAUGAAUACCUCAACGCAUAUGCCGAGCGGACUGGCGGAUAUAUCGAGAACCCCAACGCAACGAGCUCAUGCUCGUACUGCACUAUGUCCUCUACUGAUACCUUCCUCGCCGGGGUGGACUCUUACUACAGCGAUGCCUGGAGAAAUUUUGGAAUCAUGUGGGCUUACUUGGUGUUCAAUGUUGUUGCUGCCCUUGGAAUCUACUGGUGGGCACGUGUUCCCAAGGGAAACAAGACCAAGGGAAGCUCUUAA
Penicillium pulvis is the source of this 4425-nucleotide messenger RNA. RefSeq lists its product as uncharacterized. Gene Ontology annotation, cellular component: membrane. The record is from RefSeq and is a predicted model, not a curated record. Bases 1 to 4425 code for a protein of 1474 amino acids. Gene Ontology annotation, biological process: transmembrane transport. Gene Ontology annotation, molecular function: ATP binding; ATP hydrolysis activity; ABC-type transporter activity. NCBI's taxonomy places the organism in Eukaryota, Fungi, Ascomycota, Eurotiomycetes, Eurotiales, Aspergillaceae. The transcript is spliced from 9 exons.